Plasmopara halstedii is the source of this 705-nucleotide messenger RNA. Its product is annotated as Phox homologous domain. The record is from RefSeq and is a predicted model, not a curated record. Gene Ontology annotation, molecular function: phosphatidylinositol binding. The transcript has a single exon. NCBI's taxonomy places the organism in Eukaryota, Oomycota, Peronosporomycetes, Peronosporales, Peronosporaceae. Bases 1 to 705 code for a protein of 234 amino acids.
AUGGAUGUCAUUUCAACACCAAUCAUUAAAUUUUCCGGUCGCCAUCGCAAGCGAGCACUAUCAAUCGAUCUUCCUGACGCAACCGCGUGGCUUAAUAAUCUUCAGAUUGAUUUACAGACUGCAGUGAACGGUACUAAAGUGCUAUAUGAAAUUCAUGCCAAAUUUGUACCUCGCUGUCAAGACGAUCCGAUUGUGUGGACUGUCAGUCACUCCUUUGACGCAUUUCGUCGUUUUCGCAAGCAGCUACUGCAAAAGCUGCAGCCAGGCCACAAUUGUCCAGCCGAGUGCAAAUGGCUGUAUUCAGUUGUAAAGAAUCAUUUUCCCAAGCCAAAGCUGUUUUCCUCCAAUGCAUUAUCUAUCACUGAAGAACGGCGACAAUCUCUGUUGCGAAUACUUAGGAUACUUCAGGAGUCGCUUACGAACAGAAGCAAUCAAGGCUGCAACGUGCUCGUGGGCGACGUGUGCUACGACUUCGCAGCAUUCAUUUGUUCCAAGAAUUGCAAUGUGCACGAUAUUUCGUUUGUCACAAUGCUGUCUUCGCAGCUCAGCUCCGUCGAAAGCACACGUUUAUCAUUAGUAUCGGAUUGCAACGAUGAUCGUAGAAGCACAUCAAAGUCCAAUGUUCCGUGUCGAUGCGGUAGCUGCCAAGUGCAAGGCAAAGCUCGUCCAGUUCGAACAAAUCGCUGCGUUCGGGUAUCCGCUUAA